UCUUGGCCAUGUCACCCUGUAGAAGCCGGAACAGCACUGUGUGGACCGCUGACAGCUCUGAAAGCUCGUGCAACUGCUCAGACUCCACAUUCGCGUUUAUAAAUACAUGUAGAUAUUUAAAUUCAUUUCGGAACUGCGGUGUGACAAUGGGGGCCAAUAACAGUACCCGCCGAGUGUCAUUUGAGUCUGACGAGAAUGAGAAUGUAACAGUGGUGAAGGGCAUCAGGCUCUCGGAGAACGUCAUCAACCGAAUGCGAGAACCUUCUAUGGCCUCUCGUCCAAAGCCUGUUCCUCCUCCUCCUAUUCACCCCGACCCCGCCUUUGCUCCUCCACCUGCUCCGUUUGCCACAGAGACCGUAGCACCGCUUCCUUCUCCUCCUCAAGCCGAGCAGGUAGAAGCGCCCACCGUCAUUGACAUGGUGCUCCCCUCCACCUCUUUGCCCGCAGUUGCGCCUCCUGCUGAUGAGCCGGCACCGGCUCCUGCUGUUGAGCCGUCAGUGGCCGAGUCGGGAUCUUCCGCUCCUGUCACAGAGUCCUGUCAAGUAGCAUCACCACCACCGCCACCUCCUGCUGCUGCACCGGGAAUUGAUGAAGAAGCCCUGAAGAAAAGGAUCAGUGAAGAGCUGUAUGAAGGCUUGGAGAAGCAGAGGGUCAAGGCAGAGCAAGACUUGAAGGCUUGGCUGGAGGCAGAGAAGUCCCGCGCAUCGGCCCAAGCCCAGGCCGAUGCUAAGCGCCACGUGGAGGACGAGGUUUCCCGCAUUCUGUCAGCGGAAUCCGCUGUGUCCCAGGAGAGCAUCCAGCAGGCGGCCAUGAGGGAGCGCAUCGCUGCCGAAGAGGAAAAGCGCCGCGCUCAGCUCUAUGCUAAGCAGCUGGAGGCUAAAGAGGCCGACCUAAACAAGCAGGAUGCUUUCUACAGAGAGCAGGUGGCUCGGAUGGAAGAGAGGAGUGCUCAGUCCUACAAGGUCACCACAGAGAACUACCAUGAAGCCGCUGACAAAGUCAAUGCUAAGUUCAAGCGCUAUGACACGUAUCCGGUGUGCACUGACUUGCAGGGCCAGAUCCUUGCGUGCUAUAGAGAAAAUGCUGGCAAAACCCUCCAUUGCUCCAACAUAGCAGCCAUGUACCUGCAGUGUGUCAACAAUGCCAAACAGACCAAGUUGAGGACUGGGGGUUAAGGAAGAAAGGGAAUACGAAUGGCGGCACAAUCAAGUGUUCAUUGUGUGGGAUUAUUGAUUAUUGACCGACCGACAAGCUGCAAAAAGACCAAGAAAGAGAAGAAUGAGUCAGCGCUGAGAUGCACACCUGUAAAAGACACUCAGAUCCAAAGCCCUGUCCUGUGUCUCCCCUGUGGAAGUAGCAUGGAGGCAGUUACACUUUCCCCAUUUGAGGCCUUAGUAGGAAAAAGAUGCUACUUCACAAGCACACAAUGGAAGCUAGCUACAAGCCAUACCUGAGCUCCUCCCAUCCUCACGUUCUACAUCACCCAUAGGAAAGUAUUUUUGCAAAACAGUCCUGUCUUGAUGUCAUAAUUCUAUGCACUACCUUGUACCCAUUUACACAUUUCCACAUCUGUGUUGUGCUAUGUCUUAUUAAUGGAUUUCUCCAAACCACAAUGUGAUCAGAGGAAAAUAAAAGAUGCUGCAACUGUUGUUGAA
Messenger RNA from Syngnathoides biaculeatus (alligator pipefish), 1655 nucleotides. RefSeq names its product coiled-coil-helix-coiled-coil-helix domain containing 3a (gene chchd3a). The record is from RefSeq and is a predicted model, not a curated record. Gene Ontology annotation, biological process: inner mitochondrial membrane organization. Lineage: Eukaryota; Metazoa; Chordata; Actinopteri; Syngnathiformes; Syngnathidae. The transcript is spliced from 9 exons. Gene Ontology annotation, cellular component: mitochondrion; MICOS complex. Bases 9 to 1175 code for a protein of 388 amino acids.